Molecule: messenger RNA, 7723 nt
Organism: Magnolia sinica
Lineage: Eukaryota; Viridiplantae; Streptophyta; Magnoliopsida; Magnoliales; Magnoliaceae
Product: methyl-CpG-binding domain-containing protein 9
Exons: 10
Coding region: 249-7310 (2353 amino acids)
Cellular component (GO): nucleus
Molecular function (GO): protein binding
Source: RefSeq, a predicted model, not a curated record
UCCUAAAAAAGCAGGGGUUUGCUUCUAUCUAAAAGACGCGAGAUUGUGUUCGGCUUCGGUCCUUCGCUUCUCCUUCUCUCUUCAUCGAACAAUCUCCUUUGGAGGAAAAACCCCAACAUCCUUCUCUCGAUCUACACCGUCCGAUCUCGUACCCUAGUCAGUAUCCGCCGUCCGAUCUCCCUUCUCUCUUCUUCUUCCCCUCCAAAGAAGAAAAUGCUACCGAAAAUACUCCAAAACUCCAAUCUUUAAUGGAUUCCAGAGACUCCAUCUCCUCCGAUGGGAAGCUCGACAACCGUCCGAUCCUUACCAUCGAUCUUAACGAGAUCCCAUCGCCACCGUCCGAAACACCUGUCCCAACCCCAACCGAGAUCCCCGACGACGCGCUCUCCGUUGUCCAGAACUACUUCCACCACAACGUCCCCGCCGCCCACGGCCCCCCUGCCGACUUCCCCGGCGAGCCCGGGGUCGGCCUCGCCGUGCCGUGCGGGCUCUGCGGUCGGCCGGAGUCGAGAUGUGCGACGCUUGUCUGCGAUGGGUGCGAGCGCGGCUUCCACCUGAGCUGCAUCAGGCUGAGGCCGCGCCAGGUGGUGGGUGUUGAGGAUUGGGUGUGCGGGGACUGCGUCAAGGGCGGGGCCCAGAGCCAGCGGUGGCCACUGGGGGCGGUGUGUGCUGGCCCGAAGCGUGGUGGGGUCCGGAACCUCGACAUUAAUGCCUUGCCGCCGAAUGAUGCUGACGGCGAAGGAAUUGAGGAGUUGAAUAAUGGCGGACUUCAUACUUCUGGUGUGGAUACUUUUAGUGGCAUUUCAUCCAGUGUGCAAAUGCCAUCUUCAAACUUGGGGUGUGCUGAGAAUGGAUUCGAUCUAGGAAAUGAACCUGGAACGGCAAUGUCCACUGGCAAAUCAGGCUUAGAAGAGAUACUGGCCCAUGGACUUGCUACAAGUAGAAGUUUUGAAGAUACAGUUUUGCGCACUCCACUUAGAGGUAGGCCUAACAGUAAUAAUAUAGCACUAAGGGUAUCACCACUGAUGCAGGCAGAGAUGUUUCUGCAGGCCUUGAGAGAGUUUAUUUCAGAAAGGCAAGGUGUUUUAGGAGAAGGUUGGCAUGUGGAAUUUAAACAAUCUGAAAAUGGAUUUGAUUCCUAUCCGAUUUACUGUUCUCCAGAUGAAAAGAAGUUCAACUCAAUGUUGGAUGUUGGUCGUUAUCUUGGGAUAAUGCCAAACUGCUCUUCUAUAGACAUUGAGGAUGGAAACGAUGGACUUGCUUUGGUGCAGAAAGGGUUGCCCAUUCGUAGAAGAAGAAGGAAGGAGUCAGCAAGACACUCAAGAAUCAAUAGUUUCAUAGAUAAUCAAGAUAGUGUAAGGAGCAAUUGUGAUGGGGAGUUUUCAUCUGAUGUGGAGAUCAUCGAACCCCCCUCAUGUGAUUUCAAGAGCAACAGAAGAUUUACCGAAGCCGGUCCACAGGAAAAUGGUAGUAGCGGAUCCCAGUCCCACCAACUCAAUAUUGAUCUUCCAGUUCAGUAUGAAGAUUUCUUUCUUCUCUGUUUAGGGGAAGUUGAUUUGCGUCCAUCAUAUCACAACAGUACCCAGAUAUGGCCCGUGGGUUAUAGAUCCAGCUGGCAUGAUAAGAUCACUGGUUCAUUUUUUAACUGCGAGGUGUCCGAUGGGGGUAAUGGACCUGUUUUCAAGGUCAGAAGAUGUCCAUGCUCUGCUUCACCCAUCCCAAAUGGGUCAACUGUCCUCUCUCAUCCAAACAUUUCCAAGGAUGAUGCUAAAGAGAGAGCAGAAAAUGAAGACAUUGCCAUUGCUAUGGAUUAUGAGGGUUACGACGAGGAAAAUGAUAUUCAAAUGAUACUAUCUGACCAUAGUCCCUUGCAACUGGAUGUUUCAUCAUGUUUGAGAAGUAGCUUACCCGAAACUUGCCAUGGAUCCUUUAUGCAGGCAAUGGAUAAUUUGCCAGCUCAGUUCAAUUGCCUUCCGGAAAAAGCUGGUGAACUUAUGCACAGCAAUUCAGUUUUGAAGGAUGAAAUUGGCGAGUUCCUGGUAGAAGGAAGAUCUUCUUCUUCAGUAUGGACUCUGUUGUCUCAUACUCUUAUUGAUGCUUGCCGUGAAGUUUACAAGCAUUCAGGCAGUCUUCAGUUUUUCUGCAAGCAUGAUGCAGAUGGAACAUACUCAGAUGCCACGAAUGCCAGAGUUGAAGAUAAUGUUGGCUCAGUAUCUAGGUUCCAUAAAUCCUCUGGCCCUAUUGACAUUCCGCGUGUAAUUCAGAGCGAUGAUGAGCUUGAAACUUCGUGUGAAGCACUAAGAAAAUGGUUAGAUCAGGACAGGUUUGGGUUGGAUAUGGAUUUUGUGCAGGAAAUCAUAGAACAGCUUCCUGGAGCCCAGGCAUGUUCCCAAUAUGAAUUUUUGGAUAAGAGAAGCUACUAUUCCUCAUCACAAACAGUUGGUAGUGGACGUCUUCUGGCUAAACGGAGGAGAGAUCAUGAGGACACAUCAAGUGGUUUGUCUAGAGAAUGUAAACGGUCUAGGAAGCAGGAUGUGGCGGAACACCGGGAACCGGAUGAACGUUCUCUUCCCCCAGGCCGGCCUUUGAGCACUAGACUUCCAGCUGAGCUAGUUGGUGAUGUCUUUGAGGUGUGGGAGUUACUGGGGCGUUUCUAUGAGAUUUUGGGUCUCAAAGAACCUUUAUUAUUUGAGGAACUUGAACAGGAACUUAUAGAUCCAUGGUUUGAUGGCUCAAAUUUUCUUGAGAAGUUGGAAAAGGAAAUUCAGGAGGGUCGAGAGACUCGAGACGUAAAUGUGCAAAGAACUGAUUCUUCAGGCUACUGUACCCUGUCCCAUACUAGUGAGGAGAAUUCCCCCACAUUCAUUCAAGUUGAAACAGGGUCUACGAAGGACGCUGCUCAAGCUAGAGUAGCAUCUCGAACUUAUGGAAGAUGCACUGGUGUAACUUUGACAAAGGCUCAUACAUCAUUGCUGAAAGUGUUGGUGGCUGAACUACAGUCAAAGGUUGCAGCAUUUGUAGAUCCUAAUUUUGAUGCUGGAGAAUCCAAGCCUAGGCGGGGGAGAAAGAAAGAUGUGGAUAACUCAACUCCUCCCAAAAAGUCCAAGAUAGAUAUACUUCCCGUUAAUGAACUGACAUGGCCAGAGUUAGCUCGACGAUACAUUUUAUCUGUCAUAGCUAUGGAUGGUAAUCUUGAUUCUACAGAGAUUGCUAACCGUGAGAGCGGAAGAGUAUAUCGUUGCUUACAAGGUGAUGGGGGAGUGCUUUGUGGCUCACUUGCUGGUGUUGCUGGCAUGGAAGCAGAUGCGUUGCUGCUUGCAGAGGCUGAAAAGCAAAUAUCUGAUUUCGUGAAGAGAGAAGAUGAAGUUUGGCCUACGGAAUACAAAGAUUCUGAAGCGCCAAGUGCUUACGAUACAAUCAUGGUGAAUGGGAGUAAUAUUCCUGAGUGGGCACAACUGCUUGAGCCUGUGAGAAAGCUGCCUACAAAUGUGGGAACCAGGAUUAGAAAAUGUAUUUUUGAUGCCUUGGAGAAAGGUCCACCGGAGUGGGCGAGGAAAAUUUUGGAACAUUCAAUCAGUAAGGAAGUUUACAAGGGCAAUGCAUCAGGGCCCACCAAGAAAGCUGUUCUUGCAGUUCUGGCAGAGGUAUGUGGUGAAAGUCUACAGCAGAAGCCUAGCAAGGGAAGAAAAGAGAAAAUUGUUAGUUCUACGUCAGAUAUUAUUAUGAAACAGUGUCGGAUCAUAUUACGUCGUGCUGCUGCCGCUGAUGAUGGAAAAGUUUUCUGCAAUUUGCUGGGUACAACGCUAUUAAACCCCAAUGAUAAUGAGGAUGAGGGUAUUUUGGGUUCACCAGCUAUGGUGUCUCGCCCUCUGGAUUUUCGGACAAUUGAUUUAAGAUUGGCUGUUGGGGCCUAUGGGGGAUCUCACGAGGCUUUCCUUGAGGAUGUUCGCGAGGUAUGGCACCAUAUAUCCACUGCUUACGGAGAUCGAUCUGAUCUGAUGCGAUUGGCUGAAACUUUAUCCCAAGAUUUUGAGUCAUUAUAUGACAAGGAGGUGCUUAGCCUUGUCCAGAAAUGUGCAGAGGAUCCUGAUCCUGAAAACUUAAGUGCAUCAGUACAGAAAGAACUGGAUGAUGUUCUUGUUAGCGCAAGUGAAAUCCCUAAAGCUCCUUGGGAAGAGGGAGUUUGCAAAGUGUGUGGCAUUGACAGAGAUGAUGAUAGCGUCUUACUGUGUGAUACUUGCGAUUCUGAGUAUCACACUUAUUGCUUGAAUCCCCCCCUCGCAAGGAUUCCUGAAGGUAACUGGUAUUGUCCCUCGUGUGUUGCUGGUCAAGGUAAGGCCCAAGUUGCACCAAAACAUAUGGUCAUUAAUCGACAUCGGAGAAAGAGAUACCAGGGAGAGGACACUCGUAUUCUUUCAGAAGCACUGAAUCAGUUGGCAGCCACAAUGGAGGAAAAGGAGUACUGGGAGUUAAGCAUAGAAGAGAGGACUUUCUUGCUAAAGUUUCUAUGCAAUGAAGCCCUGAGCUCGGUGGUUGUCCGUGAUCACCUCGACCGAUGUGCUGACAUGUCAGCUGAGAUGCAACAGAAAUUACGCUCGCUUGCAAUGGAAUGGAGGACUCUUAAAUUCAGAGAAGAUCUCUUAACUGCCCGAAAUACAAAAGACAUUAUGGGCAAGUUCAAUGGGAUUGGUGAAGCUGCAAGAGAAGGGAUGCCUACCAUCUUUGUGAACAAUGGUAGAUGGAUGGGACAUCCUCAAUUUUUGAGCAACAGACCAACCUAUUAUGCAACAAUUCCUGGUGAUUUGCAGCAAAGAACAUGUACCAACAUAGACAGCAGCCCGGUGGAAAAUGGGCCAAACGAUGUCAACAAACAGCUCGGCCAGUUCUAUAUGAAAAACACAUUAGAGAAAUACUUCAAUAGUAAAAGUCAUACAGGUGACCAUUACGAGCCGUUGAAUAUGAAACUUGAAGAUGCUGAAACUCAAAUGAAAGCUGGCCCAGUUAUGGAUAAGUCUUCCGUGCUUGCAAGUCUCUUCUCCCCUAUGACUUCUAGCCAAGAUAAAUCUGGCACACUGCAAGAACAGCCUUUGUCGAUUUCUCUGCAACAAGGAGGCAGUGAGUUCAACAGGGAAAGGCUAGUCUUCAGUGCUGAAUGUGGAGAUGUACAAACAAGGCAACCUGGCAUCGAGAACAGCUUUCAGAGUAAUAUGAAUGGAAAUCAUGUUUCAAGUGUGGAAAGGAAUGUUUCUGUGGUGCCUAUGUUGGAAGUUGUACCAGGAUCCUGCCAUUUGUCAGAUAUUGCAAAAGUCCAUUUGGUGGAGCAUACUCUUCCAGUGCCCACGGGCUCUACAAUCACCAUGUCCUCUGUGGAUAACCUAUUCCUGGUCCGCCAUGACAAUGUUCGUCCUGAUGUGACUGAGUCAAAACAGGCAUGCGAUUUUGAGUUGCACUCCCUAAGGAAUGAUAUUUCUAAAUUACAGGACUCUAUUUCUGGUAUAGAGUCACAGCUUCCGAAGGUGUCUUUGCGAAGGGAUUUCUUGGGUAGGGAUUCAUAUGGUCGAUUAUACUGGGGUUUGUGUAAGCCUGGUAAACAUCCUUGGUUGGUCAUUGAUGGGAGCAUACCAGUUCAAGCAAAGAGGAGGAGGCUGAAUAACGGCAGGGAGGAGGAACCUUUUACUGGCCAUUCGGUUGGGUCAGCUCUUUUUAGCAGAGAUAUUCACCCUGAGGCGUCUAAGGCUUCUAGUCCACGUGAUUCUGAGCUGAAUGAUGGUAUUUGGAGUUCUAUUGGAUGGGUUUCAUGUGAAUCCGAUGCAGAAAUUCAACAACUUGCUGGCUGGUUGAAUGCUAGUGAUUCAAGAGAGAGAGAAUUGAAGGAAAGCAUUUUGCACUGGCAAAGGCUCGGGUCCCAGCAAUCCAGGGGCCAUGUUCAUGACGAUCUUCAAACCACUGCACCUAAGUCUUCCAAUAGCGACAAGGCUGCAGCCACUCAUUGUCUGGCAACCAAGGCUGCUGCUGUUCUGGAGAAACGGUAUGGUUCUUGCUUGGAGACUGAGACAAAUGAAAUUCCAAAAAAGAAAGGGAGAAAGGGAAAAGCAAGUCACGAAGAGAGAAUGUACAGAUGUGAAUGCUUGGAACCUGUGUGGCCUUCAAGAUACCAUUGUCUUUCAUGCCACCAGACAUUUUGUACUAGCAUUGAACUCGAGGGGCAUAACGAUGGAAGGUGCAGUUCAGGCUUUGUGGGACCCGAUGAAAGUAAGGAAAAUGAAAGCGCCCGGGAAGGGAAGGGGAUGAGGUCUGAAACCACCCGUGAGAAAGAGCAUCCUGAUGAAGCAGAUGCCGCCGAGGUGUCCAAGGGUGGAAAGCUCGAUUUCAGCUCUAGGUUGGUUAAAUUUCAAAAGAAGGAUGUAGCCUGUCCAUAUGACAUAGAGGAGAUCGGUUCUAAGUUUGUCACAAAAAAUUCUAACAAGGAGUUGGUAAAAGAAAUAGGACUCCUUGGUUCAAAUGGAAAUCCAUCUUUCAUUCCAUCUACACCAGCAUAUUUCCUUGACCCCACAUUACUGAUGAUCCGCCCCAAAGGUGAUGAAGCUAAUCCAAUCCUCGAGUUGGCCAUUCCUGAAGAGCACCCUCCAGCUUUCACACCUCAAGGGAUAGAUGAUUCAACAAAGCCAUGCCAUGAUGAUCAUAUGAGCGGUGGUGGGCCAUCAAUCGACAUUUCAUCUCAAAGAUGUGUGGAGAACGGUAUUGAUCCGGAGGCCCAGAAAACUCAGGGAUGCACAUCAGAAUGUAUGAAUGAUAGGGAGCCGGUGUCAGUUCUGGAUAGUAGCAUGGGGGAAUUGGAAGUUGGUCAGAGCUGUACAGUCCCUGAGACUUCGUUGAGGCCUCUUGUCGGAAAGGUUUCUCAAAUCCUUAGACGGCUCAAGAUCAACUUGCUUGAUAUGGAUGCCGCCCUGCCUGAAGAAGCACUGAAACCGUCAAAGGCACAUGUGUCGAAAAGAUGUGCCUGGCGUGCCUUCCUUAAAUCUGCAGAGUCGAUAUACGAGAUGGUUCAAGCAAUGAUCGUCUUCGAGAACAUGCUCAAGACCGAGUACUUGAGGAACGGAUGGUGGUACUGGUCAUCUCUCACGGCCGCAGCAAAGACAUCCUCUGUCACGUCCCUCGCCCUUCGCAUAUAUGCAUUGGAUGCUGCUAUCAUAUAUCAGAAGACACCGCCCAGUUCAGACCCCAUUGUCAACCCAAAGGCAGGCAAGACAGGGAAGAAGAGGAAGGAUGUGGAGAAGAAGGAAACAGAGAAGAAAGAUGCGGAUGGAUGAAUGAUGAUCUUGAGAUGAGCAUUCGAAUUUUGUUGAGAGUAAGAAAAAUCUGGCAAUGUGUGGCGGUGGCUGUAAAUUCUUCUUGCGAGGAGAAGGUCGGAGGAAUACUGCUGCCAGGGCCGCCUCCAUGUAUAUAUAUAGAGAGUGCACUGACAUGCUAACGGAAGGAUGCUGGGUGAAAGGAGGUAUGUAGGUGUACAUUUAGAGAGGAAGAAAGGAAUUUGGGUGUAUUUUGAAUGAGAAUGGGUACCAGUGGAGUUUUUGCCAAGGUCUUCAUCAUUCAGAAGAGAAAUCUCAGAGCUGGUUCAUUUUCAUCGCCAUCAUGAUCAUCAUCAUCACCAUACGAGAAACUGUGUAAAAGAAGCUGAAACCGAGCAGGUGUAGUCAAAAUAUAUCAUUCUUUAUGGGUGGUC